Saxophila tyrrhenica is the source of this 1668-nucleotide messenger RNA. RefSeq lists its product as uncharacterized. Gene Ontology annotation, molecular function: oxidoreductase activity. The record is from RefSeq and is a predicted model, not a curated record. NCBI's taxonomy places the organism in Eukaryota, Fungi, Ascomycota, Dothideomycetes, Mycosphaerellales, Extremaceae. The transcript is spliced from 4 exons. Bases 1 to 1668 code for a protein of 555 amino acids.
AUGGCGCCAGCAUUGACCGAGAUGGCGCCAACCCCGCCUCACGCGCUCCAGCAAGGACAGCAGAACGUCAGCAAGGCCAUCUUCCCGGACGGCCUCAAGACUUCCGGACAGCACGGCCCCAUCUACGAGAGGAUACGCCCAUACUCUGACUUCCCAAAGGAGAUCACUGGCCCGACUGUAUGGCAAGCGGAUGACUACAAGAACAACCGUGAGCGCUGGACGCAUGUCUUCAGCGAUGAGGAGAUUGCCGAGCUUAGCAAGGCCUCGGACGACUACAUCGCCGCUGGCCACCCUUUGACUGGUAUGAAGAAGGAUCUGUUUCCUCUACCGAAGCUGGAGUCGUUCUUUGGAGCUGUGAAGAACGAGCUCCUGAAUGGCAAAGGUUUCAUUUUGUUCAAGGGCAUUCCCGUGCGGGAAUGGGGCUUACACAAGUGUGCUGUAGCAUAUAUGGGCCUCGGGUCCUUCUUUGGGUACUUUGUUAGCCAGAACGGCCGUGGCCACGUCUUGGGCCAUGUUAAGGACCUUGGAGAGGACGCCUCUCGACCUGACAAGGUCCGCAUAUACAGGACUAAUGCGAAGCAAUACUUCCACACCGACGGCACAGAUCUCGUAGGCCUGCUCUGCAUAGCCAAGGCACUGGAGGGAGGCGAAUCAGAUAUCGCCUCUACCCACAACGUCUGGAACACAUUACAGCGAGAGAACCCAGACGUUGCCGAGCUCAUGUGCACGCCCUGCUGGUAUUUCGACCGCAAAGGCGAGGUCGGCCAAGGUCAAGAUCCCUGGUAUCGGUCCAACAUCUUCUUCAUGGAGCAUGACCCAGAAGGCAACCCUCGCGUCUGGUCCAAAUUCGACCCCAUGAACGUUACCUCUCUCGCCCGGUUCAGCGAAGGUCCGGAUGCAAAGAUCCCUCCGUUGUCUGAUGCGCAGAAGCGAGCGUUGAAGAUCCUUGACGAUACCUGCCAGAGGCUGGCGCUCCAUAUGAUCCUGGAUCCCGGUGACAUCCAGCUUUUGUGCAAUAUGCAGGUGUACCACGCCAGGACGGCGUAUAAGGACUACCCGCCUGGCUCGGUCGAUGAGGAGGGCCAUGAGCGGGUGCGGAGGCAUCUUAUGAGGCUGUGGCUGGCUACGCCGGAGAAUGAGGGAGGGUGGAAGACGCCUUUCCAUGAUAGCAACAACCGCAAGCGAGGUGGUAUUCAAGUUGACGAUACGGCGCCGCCUCGGCCACUCCCCAUCGUCCGCAUCAACAACCUGGACGUGGUCGUGCGCUGCCGCAACCACCGUCUCGACCCCCGCACCUCCCCGCAGCGCCUCCUCAACCUCUGUGUUCGCCUGCGGGAACUCCCCUUCCCCGGGAACGCCCGGCGCGUGGCCGUCGACAUUCAGAUCCCGGCCCCCUUUCCCGGGAUCGACUACACCGGCUACGUCGCGGACCUUCAGCACCUGUCGGCCCCGCUGACGGCGUUCCUAAACGCGAAGGUGGUGCAGCUGCAGGGGUUCAUCCGGCUGACGAAGGAGGAGAUUGGGGCGCUGACGAACUCGGUGCGGGUGGUUCCGAGAGUGGGUGAGGCGGUGGUGGAGUUGAGUGUGACGCAGAAGAAGAGGGAGAGUGGGAUGGGGUACAUCCUCUCCGCUCGGCAGCAGAGGAGGAUGGAGAGGGGUCGGUUCUGA